AUGGUGCUGCCUUUGAAGCUGGAUAUGGCUGGAAGAAAAUGGAGAGGGUUUUAUGUCAAACGUCACGAUGACGCGUUUUCCGGUGUAACUGUUCGCUUGACAAUGAAAAUGGCGUCUGCAGUUGUUGUUGUUGACAGUUCCACUGGCCAAGAUGUGAUUGCUGAGGGGAUGCUUGACAUGUUAAAACCAGCCAUCGAACAACUGGACCUGCAUGUCCACUCUGUCAGAGAGAGCCAAGUUGAACUAAGGGAACACAUUGACAAUCUUGCCACAGAAUUAUGCCGGAUAAAUGAACAUCAAAAGGUGGCCCUUGACCUGGAUCCAUAUGUAAAGAAACUUCUCAAUGCAAGACGAAGAGUAGUACUUGUAAAUAACAUACUCCAGAAUGCUCAGGAACGUCUAAGAAGACUCAAUCAUAACGUGGCCAAAGAGACUGCACGGAGAAAGACCAUGUUGGAGGCCUCAGGAGUGUUCACGUCACGUUCUCCCAGUAAACCCUGAGCAUCCAUGUCCUCUGCACAGCAAAUAUCGUGGAUUGCCCCAAUUUACAAGGACACAUCAAUACCGGCAGCUGUACCUUGAACAAGUUCACUCUUCCAUUGAUCUGAAGUUUGCUCUUUGGGGAUAUGCCGAUGUCCUGCGCUGCAUCAUCAGAUUAGUUUUGUCUUUAUGAGGAACUGUUUCCAAAAUUCUGAACCCCUAAUAUGUUAUCAAUUUUGUAAACUGUUUGGCGUAAAUAUUUGGACAGUGGCAGGACUUUUGUAGUUUUUUUCCCUUACACACCACAAAAGGGAAUUUACCUUUACUUCAAGAGGUUUCACAUUUAUGUACUUAUGUAUUUACUAUUUGGGUGUUAAAGUAUAUCACUAUAUUGCAUCCUUUUUCAGGCACCCAAAAAUAUUUGAACCAGAAUAUUAUUUACUUAAUAUUCACAUUGUGCAAUUGUCCGCCACUAUAUUUGUCAUGUGAUGAUUUACUGCAAAUACCAACUCCAGUAGCAACUUUUUAAAGGCAAAUACUUCCAUUAUAAUGGUAUACAUGGGUAUUAUCGUACAAAUGAAUUAAUACUAAUACUUCUGGAGCUAACAUAACAGUUCUACAAUGAAGAACUGUUGUGAUGUCUCUAGUUAGAUUGGAAAUAUGUUUGUGAUCAUGCCAACCAAAAAUUUUUUCCUAAUCCUUUCCCCUCAAUUGUUUUGGUUGCUUUUGUGACUGUAUACCAAUAAAAAACUGCAUUUUGAUCAA
Molecule: messenger RNA, 1245 nt
Organism: Syngnathoides biaculeatus (alligator pipefish)
Lineage: Eukaryota; Metazoa; Chordata; Actinopteri; Syngnathiformes; Syngnathidae
Gene: snapin
Product: SNAP associated protein
Exons: 4
Coding region: 1-501 (166 amino acids)
Biological process (GO): regulation of synaptic vesicle exocytosis; lysosome localization; intracellular protein transport
Cellular component (GO): BORC complex; synaptic vesicle; BLOC-1 complex
Molecular function (GO): SNARE binding
Source: RefSeq, a predicted model, not a curated record